Messenger RNA from Eutrema salsugineum, 3376 nucleotides. Its product is annotated as nuclear intron maturase 4, mitochondrial. Bases 190 to 2583 code for a protein of 797 amino acids. The record is from RefSeq and is a predicted model, not a curated record. The transcript has 3 exons. Gene Ontology annotation, biological process: mRNA processing. Lineage: Eukaryota; Viridiplantae; Streptophyta; Magnoliopsida; Brassicales; Brassicaceae.
UUCGCUGUACUCCGCGUACUCUACCUCUCUCCAUUAAUCCCCUCUCAAGCAAAGCUUCUGCGGUUUCCUUCUCACACCAAUCGUGCUUUCGCAUUCCUCGUCUGGUUUCAUUUCUAAACACACUUUAUCUGGCCUAGUCGGGAUACAAUCGCUUAGUUAUAGUUUUGGGAUUUCGGAAAUUUUAACCUGAUGUUUAGGAAACGGAACCUAGUUACGGAAUUGUUGCGUCGUGUUGAUCUCGGUGACAUUGAAACCCUAAUUUCGCGGUGCCUGUGGAGUCGCGCAGUUUCCACAAACUCAAAAUCGGCUCUGCUUGCAAUAGACAACGCAGACAUAUGUAGUAAGCAAACUGGAAUAGUUUCACUAGCUGGGGAGUUAGCAUGUCUCGUGGAGGAAUCUGCUCAUGUUGUUGAUGAUAGCAAACCCAGAAGUCGUAUGGAACUAAAGAGAUCUCUUGAACUCCGUUUAAAGAAAAGAGUCAAGGAGCAGUACACCAACGGGAAGUUUAGUGACUUACUGAAGAAGGUUAUUGCGAGGCCUGAUACUCUUCGGGACGCUUAUGACUGUAUUAGGCUUAACUCCAAUGUUCCCAUUACAGAAAGAAACGGCAGCGUUGCGUUUGAUUCUAUUGCAGAAGAGCUCUCUAGUGGGAUGUUUGAUGUCAAUUCCAAUACGUUCUCGCUUGUGGCUAGAGAUAAAACAAAAGAGAUCCUUGUCUUGCCUAGUGUAGCUCUGAAAGUUGUCCAAGAGGCUAUCAGAAUAGUCCUGGAAGUCGUUUUCAGUCCUCAUUUUUCUAAGUUUUCUCAUAGUUGUCGAAGCGGAAGGGGACGUGCAUCUGCGUUGAAGUAUAUCAGCAGCAAUAUGUCUCAUUCUGAUUGGUGUUUCACUUUGAGCCUGAACAAAAAACUGGAUGUUUCUGUUUUUGAUAACCUUCUCUCUGUAAUGGAGGAGAAAAUUGAAGACAGUAGUUUAAGCAUCUUACUCCGUUCAAUGUUUGAAGCUCGGGUGCUCAAUCUCGAGUUUGGAGGAUUUCCCAAGGGCCAUGGUCUUCCACAAGAAGGGUUGUUGUCCCGUGUAUUGAUGAACAUAUAUCUUGAUCGGUUUGAUCAUGAAUUAUAUAGAAUCUCAAUGAGGCAUGAAGCCCUUCAUCGUGAUUCACAGACUGAUGAAGAUAGCCCAGGCUCAAAACUUCGUUCCUGGUUCAGGAGGCAGGCUGGAGAACAAGUUUUGAAAAGUACUCCGGAGCAUCUCCGAGUUUAUUGUUGCAGAUUUAUGGAUGAGAUAUUUUUCUCUGUGUCUGGUCCCAAGAAAGCCGCUGUUGAUAUCAGAUCUGAAGCUAUAGGUUUCUUACGGAACUCACUGCAUUUGGACAUCACUGAUGAAAUAGACUCGUCACCAUGUGAAACGACCAGUGGGCUUCGUGUUUUGGGUAUCUUGGUUAGGAAAAAGGUUAGGGAGAAUCCCGCUGUCAAAGCUGUUCACAAGUUAAAGGAGAAGGUUAGGCUCUUUGCAUUGCAAAAAGAAGAGGCCUGGACCUUGGGUACAGUUAGAAUUGGAAAGAAAUGGUUAGGACAUGGAUUGAAGAAAGUCAAGGAGUCAGAAAUCAAAGGCUUGGCGGAUAGUAACUCUACCUUGAGCCAAAUAUCUUGCCACAGAAAGCCAGGCAUGGAAACAGAUCAUUGGUAUAAGAUCUUGCUUAGAAUAUGGAUGGAGGAUGUGCUAAGAACCUCUGCAGAUAGAAGCGAGGAGUUUAUCUUGUCCAAGCAUAUCGUUGAACCUACGAUUCCUCAAGAACUAAGAGACGCGUUUUACAAGUUCCAAAAUUCUGCUGCGGCAUAUGUUUCUUCAGAGACAGCUAAAGUAGAAGCGCUCUUGCCAUGUCCACUCUCUCAUGAUAGACCAGUUUUUUUUGGCGAUGUUGUUGCUCCUACCAAUGCGAUAAGAAGGCGUCUUUUUCGCUAUGGAUUAGUAACAGCUGAGGGUUAUGCUCGAACGAAUUCUGUGCUUAUUUUGCAAGAUACUCCCCAAAUAAUUGAUUGGUUCUCAGGACUUGUCCGGCGAUGGGUGUUAUGGUAUGGAGGUUGUAGUAAUUUCGAUGAGAUAAAGGCUCUUAUUGACAAUCAGAUCAGAAAGUCAUGCAUCCGUACCUUGGCAUCAAAAUAUCGAAUACAUGAAAAUGAAAUAGAGAAACGCCUUGAUUUAGAACUGAGCACGAUUCCCUCUGCUGAAGAUAUAGAACAGGAAAUACAACACGAGAAACUUGAUUCUCCAGCUUCUGACAGGGAUGAGCACCUAACGUACGGUAUUUCCAAUAGUGGUUUAUGUUUAUUGUCUUUAGCUCGAAUAGUGAGCGAAUCAAGGCCUUGCAAUUGCUUCGUAACUGGUUGCUCGAUGGCUGCACCUGCUGUUUAUACUCUACAUGCAAUGGAAAGACAGAAGUUUCCUGGUUGGAAAACUGGAUUUUCUGUUUGCAUUCCUUCUAGCUUAAACGGAAGGAGAAUAGGGCUGUGUAAGCAACACCUCAAAGAUCUCUAUAUAGGUCAAAUAUCACUUCAAGCCAUUGAUUUUGGAGCCUGGAGAUGAUGAGUUUCUCUCCACUACAAGAGUCCUUCAAGUUGCUGAUAUGUUUCUAGGUCAAACAAUGAUUCGUUAUUUUAGAGCUUCAUGUAUCUGAUGUUUAGAAAAUCUAAGGUUCGGUGAUUAUUGUUCUUCGGCUGUUUUUAUUCCGAGCGGCCGUCUUCAGUAGCAGAGUAAACUUACCCUCAGAAUCUAAAACCGUGGCAUUACCUGUGUCUGUGGGAAAAUUCUAGGUGAAAUUGUUUCGGCGGCAUUCACAAUCAUAACUUUCUUCACUUUUGACUGUGUCCUUCAACGCUUAAGCUUCUUGAAUCUUUCUGGUAUUUUCUCACAGCUAAUUUCGCUGUGCAUCAGGUAGUGAACGUGACAAAUGGAAUUAGCGGAUCGAGCAGUCGGGCUUUUAUUGUCGUCAAUCAGCUUAUCCAUAUUCACCUACUAUACUUUCUGGGUCAUCAUCCUGCCAUUUGUAGAUAGUGAUCACUUCAUCCACAAGUACUUCUUGCCACAAGACUAUGCCAUUCUCGUUCCAGUCUUUGCCGGUGUAACUCUCCUCUCUCUUCUUUCCGUAUUCAUCGGCAUGGUCAUGCUCAAAUCCAAAAAGAAGAAGGCUUGAUUUCGACCUUACCUCCAUAUAAAAUUUUCGUUCUUGGUUCCUAAAGCUGUUGUGCCUACUUUGUUUUGGACCACCUUGUCUUUGAGACGUUUAGGCCUUAACUUUAAAUGGUGUAGUUAAACCGUACGAGACCCCAUUUGUUGAAUACGCAAGGACAUAUUAUCUAUAAAGUUUUUUUUUGGGAUA